AUGGACGACAGGCUCAUUAUUGCUGUGGACUUUGGUACCACUUACUCUGGCAUUGCUUAUUGCUUUGCCGACCAACGGAACAGUUCUCCCAUUCCCAUUGACAACUGGCCCGGAGCCAACGGCAUCGAUGUGCCAAAGAUUCCCACUGUUAUUUGCUACGACAAAAAAAACCCUCAGAAGUUUGUCUGGGGAGGGAGUGUAGAGCCUCAUGCUGACAGCAUAUCUGGAUUCAAACUGUUGCUUGAUCCGUCGCAACCAAGGCCAGAAUAUGUCCCCGGAAUCAACAUUGCCAAAGAACUCCAACAGCUACCGAAAUCGCCUAUUGAGAUUACGGCCGAUUUUAUUGGUGCCAUACAUAAGCAUGCAAUUGAAGAGAUUAGCAAAAAGUUUCCCAAAGACUACGUCCAGUUGUGCCGCAAGGAAUAUGUUUUUUCUGUACCGGCUGUAUGGUCUGAUGCUGCUAAACACGCUACAUUAAAGGCCGCUGAGAUGGCGGGACUUACCCCGGUCCAACUAAUCAAGGAACCCGAAGCUGCGGCAUUAUGGACGACUAAGAAGCUUGACGUCGCUAUGAACUCUGGCGAUGUCUUUGUUGUUUGCGAUGCCGGUGGUGGUACAGUCGAUUUGGUAUCUUAUGAAGUCGAGACCGCCAACCCCAAGCUGCAAGUCAAAGAAGUAGUUCCCGGCACAGGUGGAAUGGCCGGAUCGCUCAAUCUGAACAAGCGUUUUGAAAGCGCCGUGGAAGAGCUUGUUGGCGAAAAGCAGUGGAGCGUGUUGCACUCCAACAAAGGCUUCCAGCUUGCAUCGUCACUUUUUGAAAAAGAGAUCAAGAAGGGAUUCAGGGGAGACCCCGAUGAUGACUGUUUUGAUGAUGAUGAUGAGUUCUAUGUUAACUUUUACCCGGCAAGGCUAACAGACAACCCUGACCGCGGCCUAGAGUCGAAUACGUGGACAAUGGUCAGGGAUGACUUGAUGGAUAUAUUCAAUCCCGUCAUUGAUGACGUUCUGAAGCUAGUCGACGAUCAAGUCGAGCGUGUCAAGAUGAAGAUGGGAGGACGAGAGCCAAAGUACAUUUUCUUGGUCGGCGGGUUUGGUAGCAAUCGAUAUUUGAUGAAACGAAUCGUGAACAGAUAUCCGAGUAUAGAAGUUUUACAACCUCCUGAUGCUUGGGCUGCAAUUGCCAAGGGCGCCGCGCUUUCUGAAACGUCAAGCGAAACUACUGUUACAAGUCUUUCAGCUACUCGUCAUUACGGUACCAAAGUUCAAAGUCUCUACGAUGAAAUUCUAGAUCGAGGAAGACCUUUUAAAGAGGGUAUUGAUGGCAACAUUUGGACCGACAUGAUGAUGUGGUAUAUACAUAGAGGAGAUAAUCUUUCGAAGAGUUCUCGUAUUCCAUUCACGCUGCGCAGUUACUAUUCUCAACAUGAUUACGAGACGGGGAAUCUUUGGUUAUACGGCAAGCUGUAUGAAUCCCAAGAGGAAACGGCGCCUCGAUAUCCUUCAGAUAACGAGACCUUCCGUCUCAAUUGCAAAUUGCUCUGCAACCUCUCCAAAGUGCCAAAGCACCUGUUUGAGAAAAAUAUUAACAAAUAUGGACAAACAUACUAUAGUCUUAUGCUGAAGUUUGUCAUGACACUUGAAGGCGCACUAAUGACAUUCUCCUUUGAAAUUGAUGGGGUUACAUAUGAUUCAGUCGAAGCCAAGUAUGACCCAUGAGUCGAAGAGUAUGUGCCUAGAUU
Trichoderma atroviride IMI 206040 is the source of this 1739-nucleotide messenger RNA. RefSeq lists its product as uncharacterized. Lineage: Eukaryota; Fungi; Ascomycota; Sordariomycetes; Hypocreales; Hypocreaceae. The record is from RefSeq and is a predicted model, not a curated record. Gene Ontology annotation, molecular function: ATP-dependent protein folding chaperone; ATP binding.